This is a messenger RNA of Salarias fasciatus (jewelled blenny), 3987 nucleotides long. It is a transcript of the gene dvl1a, whose product is annotated as dishevelled segment polarity protein 1a. Bases 276 to 2534 code for a protein of 752 amino acids. Gene Ontology annotation, cellular component: cytosol. The record is from RefSeq and is a predicted model, not a curated record. Gene Ontology annotation, biological process: intracellular signal transduction; canonical Wnt signaling pathway. Gene Ontology annotation, molecular function: frizzled binding. NCBI's taxonomy places the organism in Eukaryota, Metazoa, Chordata, Actinopteri, Blenniiformes, Blenniidae. The transcript is spliced from 14 exons.
AAUUGGACUGUCCCUUCCUGUUUAGAGCGAGAGAGCCACCGUACCGCCGCGCACCGGAGCAGGAACACGGCCGCUCGCGACGCGAUUAUGUCCGGAUUUCCACUGUGUUUCUCAGAGACGCGGAGCCUUCGUCCCUCCCGCGGGCUGCACAGGUUUCUCCAUUAGAUCCCGCAGUUAUGUUAUUCUCCGGGUAGCUGGGAACGUAGCAGGCCUGUUUACUGCGCUGCCAACCCUUGUUCCUUUCCUGUGUCAAUGAUUGUCCUCCCCUCACUCUCAUGGCGGAGACUAAAAUAAUAUAUCACAUAGACGAGGAGGAGACUCCUUAUCUGGUCAAACUCUCGGUUUCUCCGGAGAAAGUCACCUUAGCGGAUUUUAAAAAUGUCCUCAACAAUCGACCCGUCAAUAGCUACAAAUUCUUCUUCAAAUCCAUGGACCAGGAUUUCGGGGUUGUCAAAGAAGAGAUUUCCGAUGACAACGCCAAGCUGCCGUGCUUCAACGGGCGAGUGGUGUCCUGGCUGGUCCUGGCAGAGAGUGCGCACUCUGAUGGAGGUUCUCAGUGCACGGAGAGCCAUCCAGAGCUCCCCCCUCCUCUCGAGAGGACAGGGGGCAUCGGAGACUCGCGGCCCCCCUCCUUCCACGCCAACGCAGUGAGCAGCCGCGACGGCCUGGACACCGAGACGGGCACGGAGUCCCUCCUGAGCCACCGCAGAGAGCGAGAGAGAGAGCGAGCACGGCGGAGAGCGAGAGAAACUGAGCUCCCUCGCAUCAACGGUCACUCUAAAUCAGAGCGCACUGCCAGGGACUCGGCCAUGGGCUACGACAGCGCCUCGGUAAUGAGCAGCGAGCUGGAGUCCAGCUCGUUUGUUGACAGCGAGGAAGACGAGGACGCCAGCAGGCUCAGUAGUUCCACAGAACAGAGUUCGUCUUCACAGCUGAUGCGGAGACACAAGCGGCGCAGACGGAGACACAAAGUGGCCAAGAUAGACCGGUCUUCGUCCUUCAGCAGCAUCACGGACUCCACAAUGAGCCUGAACAUCAUCACCGUCACGCUCAACAUGGGUAAAACCCGCACGCUCAAACCAAGUCCAUACCUGACUCGGAUCGUCAUUUUUGACGUUGCUGUUUCAUCUGACUCGUUUACAGAGAAGUACAACUUCCUGGGUAUCAGUAUAGUCGGUCAGAGCAACGACCGGGGCGACGGCGGGAUAUACAUCGGCUCCAUCAUGAAGGGAGGGGCCGUCGCCGCUGACGGAAGAAUCGAGCCCGGAGACAUGCUCCUCCAGGUGAACGAUGUCAAUUUCGAGAACAUGAGCAAUGACGACGCCGUGAGGAUCCUGAGAGAGAUUGUUUCCAAAACGGGUCCCAUUAGUCUUACUGUUGCCAAAUGUUGGGAUCCCUCUCCGAGAAGCUACUUCACCAUCCCUCGUGCUGAGCCAGUGAGGCCCAUCGACCCUGCAGCCUGGAUAUCACACACCACAGCCCUGACAGGACCUUACCCACACUACGAGUUUGACGACUUGCCUCUAUCUGCAAGUAAAACAGACAUGGCGACUAUUGUCAAAGUGAUGCAGCUGCCAGACUCUGGUCUAGAGAUUCGAGACAGGAUGUGGUUGAAGAUCACAAUUGCCAAUGCCAUAAUCGGUGCUGACGUGGUGGACUGGCUUUACUCCAGAGUAGAAGGAUUCAAGGAUCGACGGGAUGCUCGGAAGUACGCGAGCAGCCUGCUGAAGCACGGCUACCUGAGACACACUGUCAACAAGAUCACCUUCUCUGAGCAGUGCUACUACACGUUUGGAGACCUCUGCCAAAAUAUGGCAUCACUCAAUCUGAACGAGGGAUCCAGCGGCGGAGGCUCCGAGCAGGACACCUUGGCGCCGCUACCUCCCCCCAGCAACCCCUGGCCUCUGGGCGGGCAGCCAUUCCCUUACCCUCCUUUUCCCUCCGCGCCCCCCAGCUUCCCGCCGGGAUACUCAGAUCCAUGCCACAGUUUCCACAGCGGGAGCGCAGGCAGCCAGCACAGCGAGGGAAGCCGAAGCAGUGGAUCCAACCCCAGUGCAGGCAAAGGUAGACGCUCCUCCCCGCAGGAGAAGGGUCAAAGGUCAACAUGCAGCGAAUCUGAGCCAGGCGUUCGUGGAGGGAGGCGCGGCGACAGGUCCGCCAGCCAGAUGAGCCAUCACAGCCACGCCAUCUCCAGCCACAGCCACGCCCGGUCCAGCCUCAGCCACAGGAGCCACGCGCUCUCGCAGAACAGCCACGCCCCCUUCACCUACAGCCACGCCCCCUUCACCCAGCCGGGGCCGGGCUCCUGCGCCCAGAGCGAACGGAGCCACGCCUCCUCCUACGGCCCCCCCGGCCUGCCUCCCCCUUACUGCCUGGCCCGUCUGGCCCCCAAGACCCCGGUCAGCAGCAGCACGCCGCCCGGAGCUCCCCCUGGGAGGGAGUUAGCGGCCGUGCCGCCGGAGCUCACCGCCAGCCGCCAGUCCUUCCAGCAUGCUAUGGGCAACCCCUGUGAGUUCUUCGUAGACAUCAUGUGACAGGACAGUGCCUUCAAACCUCAGUGAGCACAAACCCAUUCUCCUUGAACCCCUCCCACGCGCCUCCCCAACUUCAGAAUGUAGACUCUCCACGUGGCCCCCUGCUGUCUGUCUCUUCCCCUGACGUCCCAGCGAAGGCGAACAGGCAGCGGCGAGCACUGAGGAGGGAGACAGGAGGGCGUCCUCUCGCACGCAGGCUGGAAACCCUCUUUUGUAUUGACGUGACGUGUACAGUUUGUGAAACGUGAGUGGUAUUCAGUGCGGUGAUUUCUUUGAAGCUGCCACGCAGACGUUCCGGCGAGCGCGUGCUCCACCUGGGAUGUUUUCUGUUCUGCUCCACCUUCACGCUGGCCGGGCCUGGAUCUCAAUCCCCCAGACCCACAACCACGAUGAAGCUCUGUCCCUGGGCCUGGAACUUGGACUGGAUCUCCUGACUCACGUCUGCGUGCGCAGACGAAAUCUCACCUCUGACCCCGUUCCUUUGACGCGGCGGCGGCGCCAUCAGCUUAUUUAAGCUCUUACCUGCCAACUACUAAAACGCUAACCCCGAUCGGAUCACGAUCCGUAGAUUUCUUCGACUUCAGAAGGGAGACCCUGUAGCCAGCCAUUAGAUUAACAAGGCUGUGUAUUGCAUGACUGUCUCAACUGCUUUAAAGAAAUUUUUAAUUCAUUUUGUUAAGUAUUACCAUUGUUGGGGGGAGGACGUUACCUCUUGCCAAUGUUCUAAAGGAAAAAUUCGUACACUGGAUGAUUUUUUGUGAUGUUAUUUAUGUGAUCAUGUUGCAUUGAUGGUGUCAUACUUUGUCUACUACAGUCGACUGACAGACAAUCAGACAUCGCCCUUUGUGAAUCAGUGGUCAGUUUCUGCUGUCCUCGCUGUGCUUUGUCGAAUGUAUCAUUAAUCCCCCGUCGGUGAUCGAUCUCCUGGCAUUCAGAACACUUCGGUUUGAACAAAUCCACGCUAAUAAAUCGACAGGAUUGCAAACAGUGGACAGCCGCCGUGGCUGUGUACGCAAAAGCUCAAGAGAUAAGCCGCUCCUGCGUGGCUGUCUCCUUCAAAAGGUUCGAUUAACGUCAGCGCGAUAAAAGCCAAAGCCUCACAUUCUGUGGUGGACAUUUCCUUUCGAUGUUGAAGUCGUCUGUGGUGUCAGUCUUUUUAUGAUUAUCACCCGAAUCUUCUCUCUCUGAGUUGAAGGUGACGUCAACGGAAACGGAUGAUUAUCUCGUUACGAAGCGACAUCACAGUCCAGCUGUAUCUACCUAAAAGUAUUCUCACCAGAGGUAAACAACACACACUAGUUUUUGAGCACUUUUGCAUUUUUUCUCCCCCCCGUCCUUUAGUAUGAAACACUGUUUGCAAUCAAAGCUUUCUCUUUAAUUUUGUUUCUUUACAAAAGAAGAAUAAAUUGUAAAUAGAAAUUUAUUAUAUAUAUGAAUAAAAAUCUAUAUGUUC